GGCGGCCGUGCGAGCAAGCAAACUUGUCAGGCCAAACUACUCUAGAAUAAACGGGUAGCAGCGGAUGCUUUUUUUAUCUUUCGACGGAGUUCGGCGCAGCGCAAUGUACCAAAGCCACCUAGUACGCGGCCGCUCCCUGCCCAAUGAAAAGCGACCGGAAGUGACGCGACGACGCUGCUGCAGAAUUGCCGUAUACAACUAGGCGUGCGGCAGGACGGGAAGGCGGAAGCUGCUCCAUCCUUGCAUAUGCUUGCACAGGAGGCAUUGGCUUGCAUCAAUUUCUUUCUCUAUGUUUGCAUUCUCUGCUCUUGCUGCAUGAAAUGCAUUGUAUCGUUUUGGCCUGUGUUCGCGUCUCGCGCGCGAAGUAAUCUUAAAUUAACGUGUCCUCGGAUUUGUGGGCGGUGUAUAAAAAGAUGGGGCCCGUGCUCGUGCCCCACUUCAAAGCAAAGCGUUCGUACGUGCUGGAAGAUGGAUCCACGGACGACGCUGCAACGAGCAUUUGCAACGUGACCGGUGUCAGCGGUCGGUGGUACUGUCAUCAUGGAAGUUUUCAGGCAAGUGCCCGUUUAUUUGUUUGAUGGGUUACGUGUUAUUGUUGGCUCUAGAAUCAUCUCAUUGUGAUCUCGUAGCAUAAUUCACUAAUGUAAGCGCAAGAGCAGCUGUGCAAGUAGUAGGGCAAGUUACCUCCUCGAUCGCGCCCCGUGUGACUAAUGUUUCUGUCAAACCUACAUCGGGCGUGGUGCGCCUGCAUAGUUCCGCAUUGUUUCUCAGCGCUUGAACGUUCAGAAAUGGUUCUCUUGUGAGUUCAGCGCGGUUUGUUGUAAUACGGUCGUUAGCACUUAAGUGAAGUGUGGUCGACCACUUUUUGCGUUGCGUAGAAAAAGGACGACUGGUUUCGCCACCUUUCGAAAAAACCGGCGCGGUAUUGGUUCUCCCUGGCGUGGUCGCGUGCUGAUGUUGCUGCUUGCCGGAGUCCGGACGCUUUCAGCGUGUUUUCGACUUGUGUGUGUGCGCGCGCUCGGUUCGCUUCGUGUGAGUAUGCGUGUGUGUGUGCGCGCGCGCGCGUGCGGGCGUGCGCGUACAUGCCGGAUUGUAUAUGUCGGCGUGUUUUGCGUGUGUCUAGUGCGUAAGUACGUGUUUUGCGAGCGUGUUUAUGUAUACGUGCGCGCGCGCAUGUUUCUGUGUGGGUCGCUGUGUGUGCGUGCACGUGUUAGCGUGUUUGUGUGCAUGUAUGUGUGCUUGUUUGUGUUUAUCAAUGUGCGCGUGCGUGCUUUUGUGUCUGCGCUUUGUGAGUGCGUAUAUUUAUGUUUGCGUGCGAGUGGGUUUUCUGUGCGUGCGCAUGUAUUUCACAAGGUCGGUAGAGUUUUACUCGCAAUAAAACUGUUUCAAAUUUGGUGCAGCGAGUGUCCCCGCCGUGAAAGCCGAGUUUGGUUUCGAGCUAUUCAGGACAAAUGCAGCAUGAGGCACUGUUUCUCGGGAGGACCAGUGGGAAGGCGUCAGGUCAUGCGGAUGAUAGCAGCAGCUUCACAAUGCCCAGCCUUGGUGCCCUCCAUCAAGAGCAAGCCACUUCCGUUCACCUUCAGACAGAUGGCUAAUGUCUUGUUCGAUGCAGAACCCGCAAGGAGUGGUGACGUACGAGACGUCGCUGAGUGGCAGAAACAACACCACAGCGACAGGCAUGUUUAGUCACUCCUACCCUUUCCCCGCCUCACCGAUGCUUGGUAUGUGGACAGCCGUCGUCGCUUACGGAUUCCAUCUCAGCCAAAAGACCAACAUCACUUUUGAGCUUCAAGAGUAUGUCCUGCCAACAUUCUCAGCACGGAUAUCAGCACCCAGCGUCAUUCUACCGCACUCGCAUUCUCCGACAGUCACAGUUGAAGCCAAGUACCCCUACGGAAAGCCAGUGCAGGGUUCGGUGACCUGUCGAUUUAAAAUCAGAGAUCGAACCACCAGGGCAGAACGAGAACUUGGAACAGCAUCAACAAUGGAGCUUGUGCAAGGCGAGGUGACCUUCGCAGUGCCGAACUACCAACUGUGGGGCUGGAGCCCAUAUCCCUUAUUUCACGGUUCCAGGCUCGUAGUGGAAGCCGAAGUGCUUGACAAGGCGACUAGCGAGCUCGUGACAGCCGUGGAUGACUCGGCCGUGUACGCGACGUCGCCUUACCGCAUCAGCUUUCACCACACUGACCUGCACUUCAAGCCUGGCGGUCCAAAAACUGUCAUGGCGGAUAUCAAGCACGCCAAUGGCCGGCCAGCUGCGCUGGUUCCUUGCGCCAUCAUAGCCGAGAACGACGAGGGAUUGAACAUACCCGUUGAUCGCGAUGUGGCCGUCACGGACACCCGAGGACGUAUUGCAUUCAGUGUGCUCACAGAGCGUACACACAACCACAUUGUGGUACAGGUGCGAACUUUGCUGCCAACCGAAACCCAUCUGCAAGCCAUAGGACAUAUUCACAUAAGGGCCUUCAGAUCUGAAAUCAACGCGCUCAUAUUCCUGGAAUCUGUGGACCCAGGUAGACCUGCAAAGGUUGGAGGCGACAUUUUAAUGCGCGUCGGGAUCUACCCACCAACAUCUUCACCUGCCUAUUACCUUGUCACACACAACGGCCAGGUGAAACGUACGGGCGUGCUACGGCAAGCUGACCAGCCUCCUUCGUUAUAUCGUUUUGCGCGCUUCGCAGUGACUUCGGACAUGUCCCCGUCUGUGCGCGUGCUCGCAUACAUGUUCCACGAGGGACACCUGCUCGCCGACUCGAUCGUCAUCGAGGUUGAGAAAGCCUGUUCGCACCCGGCAGCCGUAACAGUCCAGCCUGAUUUCCAGAGCAACAGACCUGGGAGCAACGGUUCCUUGAAAAUUUUGGGAAGUUCCGGUACGCGUGUGGGCAUUUUGGGCGUUGACAAGCAAGUUUACUCGCUGACUGGCAAGGAAGGUCUACUUACCUCAGAUAAGCUGUUUGCGAUGUUGAAGUCUCACGACAUGGGCCAUGGCCCUGGGGGUGGUCACACGACUGCGGAUGUAUUGUCCAACUUCGGUGCUGUCAUCAUCAGCAAGGAUUCGCCUGAUGUUGUUCACGUAAAUGAAACUAGCCGCCGACGCCGGUCCCGCCAUCGGAGGAGUCUUGAGCUAGUGGAGCACAGUAUACUGUCGAAGUAUGCAGUAGACCCAUUCCUGAAAGAGUGCUGCUCGCUGGGAACAAAGCGAGACCAGGCCAGACGGAGCUGCCCUAUGAAAUCUUCAAUCGUGCGGCGCUACAUCAGUGGACAGAAGGGCGAGCAGUGUGCAGACGCCUUCGAGGAAUGCUGCUCAUACAGGUUCCCCUCUUUCGUCAUAGCGGCAAAGUACGACCGAGAGGACGACUCUGCGCUUCUUAACCCGGGCAUCGAAAGUCGCAUCAAGCCGACGCCUUCCUUUGACGAGGUAGAUGAAGAUGACGAUGUGCUGCCUCUGGCUUCUCCAAUCCGCAAGGAUUUCCGGGAAACGUGGCUUUUCGAUGAACAAAUCAUUGGUCCGAAGGGCGUGGCAGACAUCGUGGUGAGCCUUCCUCACAGCAUCACCACGUGGUCGGUGCAGGCAGUGAGCGUGUCGCCCUCUGGCGGUGUGUGCGUUCCCGAACCAAGGGAGGUGGGCGUCUUCCAGCCGGUCUUCCUGCAGGUGGCGUUGCCUUACAAAGUGGUGCGCAAUGAGCAAAUCGAAGUGCUCGCGACUGUCUACAACUACGGCAACGAAACAAUCCGAGGCAAUGUUUACGUGUACGGUGUGGAAGGAAUAUGCGCGGGUGCUCAGGAAGGUGAGCGAUCCGAAAGGCGAACCGUGUCAGUUGACGCCAACUCUGCGGCGAGCAUCGCCUUUCCUGUGGUACCACUCAGAGAAGGUCGCUUCGUCAUCAAGGUCCACGUGCACAGUCCUCAGGGCGAAGAUGUCGUCGAGAAAGAACUCAACGUAGUGCCCGAAGGAGUGCCAGUUGAGACGGUCUUCUCCGUUCCUAUCGACCCGGCCAAUGCUCGCAAAAGGACAGUGCCGGGGGCGUUGGAAGAGACGUACUAUGAUUUCGUAGAUUCGGAAACCAACCAGCAAACCAUCUCCGUUGAUGUUGUUUCGCCUCCGGACGCUGUGCCAGGCACAAUGCGCUGUUCGCUUUCCCUGAUGGGAAACCAGGUAGGCUCGUUGGCUGAAGAGACGCUGGAGAAGAUCGGGGUCCUCAUGAAGAUGCCCAGCGGAAGCGGCGAGGAGAACGCUGUGCUCAUGGCAAAAACGCUGUAUGUUCUCGAAUACCUCAAAAGGAGGAAUGUUACUGACCGUGCACUUGAAGAGAGAGGGCGUCGGUACCUUGGGGAAGGAUAUCAACGGCAGCUGUCUUUUCGGAACGAGACCGGCUUUUUCUCGAAAUUUGGGAACACAGUGACCGGUAGCCUGUGGUUGACAGCAUUCGUCACGCGCACGUUGUGCAAAGCGAGGCAGUACACUAGCAUCGAUGACUCGGUCAUUUUAUCCGGCCUGUGGUGGCUACUGAGGCAGAAGAAUUCGAUGGGAGGUUUCUGGAAAGAGUGGCCUUACGCGGAGGACAGCAUUCUGGGAACGGAAGACAGGUUUACGGCCAUGACAGCCUUCGUAUUCAUCACCUUGGUGGAAUGUAAUCCGUUCAUCAAAGAAAAGUCUGCACUGCAUCCCAUGCGAGAGACUGCAACGUAUCUCAGCGAGACAGAUUUCGGAAAUGAAAACGCCCACGCAACGGCUCUUGCAGCGUACGCAAUGAUGCGAGGAAACGUCAUGGGAAAAGACAACGCACUGUUGGCCCUCAUGCAAAAGCUCACCCACGAACCUUUGCUGAACACACGAAGUACGGGUGGCAAUGCGACUCCCUACGUUGUCGAAGGCACAAGUUACGCGCUUCUUGCCUUGCUAGCCAGCGACAAUAGCGACGCCAAUGUGAUCCAGACCGUUGUGAACUGGCUCAACACUCAUCGCCCUCUGUCCGGAAGUUCCUCUUCAACACACGAUGGCGCAGUAGCCCUCCAGGCGCUUAUGGAGUUUGACGUGAAGUCUUCGGAACCCGACAUGGACCUCAUGUGUGACGUCACUAUGAGUGGACAGCAGUACUUCCACAAGAGCAUUCGGAUAAGGCCCGACAAUGCAGCAGUGCCCCAGGAGGUGGAUAUUCGCGACAUGUCUGGCAAGUUGCGUGUGACAGCUAAUGGAACCGGAAGUGGUUUGCUUUCCGUUAGAAUGAAGUACAACAUUCUUUUUCCAGCAGAAGUGCGGUGCAAGUUUAAUGUAACUGUACGAGCUGGCAUCCAUGCAUCCAAAGCGAAGAGUGCUGCCUUGGAUGAUUUCCCGGAAGACCUUUUGAACGAGCUUCUUGGAUUCGACCGAGAACGUCGAUCUGUGGAUUUUGGAUCUUCACUGCAUGUGAUGAGUCCGUACGGCACCGUUAUAUCACCUAACGAACCGCAGGGGAGCAAGCUUGUUUACGACAUUGAAGUUUGCUCACAGUAUGUCGGCGAGUCAGACUCCAACGCUGCUGUCAUCGAAGUUGGACUACUCAGCGGUUUCGAUCCGGUGGUCGAAGACUUGACCGCUGCAAUAACAGGCAAUCCGCAUCUGGCCAAGUACGUCUUAACCGAGAGAAAAGUGAUCCUCUAUUUCAAACAGAUACCGUGGCAAGCACCUACUUGCGUGAAAUUCAAGACUGAACGCAAGCACGUCGUCCAUAACGUCCAGGCUGCAGCAGUCAAGGUGUACGACCACAGCGACCCCUCACGUUCUUGCACGCAGUUUUACGGAAUCGGAUCGACGGACCCUCACCUUAAGCUGGCCUGCGAAGGACGCAAGUGCCUGUGCAUAGAAGCUGAGUGUCCUAGGCGAGAGCCCUUUCUGAACGUUGAAAGAGUGAUACCAGUGCAAAUAAAGCGGCAGAUGCUCCUAGAGAUGGCCUGCGAGGAGCAUGACUUUGUAUGGAUCGCAUAUGUGUCUGGGAACAGCGUCGUCAACGGCUUCCGUCACAUACGUCUACGCGUCACUACUGUGCUCAAAGAAGGUGCAGAGAACAGCGUAUCGGUCUUGAUGGGUGAAAAGUUGUUCCUGGCUCCUCAUCACUGUACCACGGCCGACUUGAGUGAAGGCGGACGCUACUUUGUCUUCGGACGAGAUGGCGAGCUCGUUGCGAGAGACGGAUCUCAUGGCAUAAGAUACAGCAUGGACAAGCACGUGCGCCUCUUCAACACACAAAAUAAGUCUCGAAGGGCCGCAAGGCUUUACUCAGUUCUUCAAUGGCUGGCAUCGCAUCUCCAGAGGCACGGAGGCUGCCCGGAGCACUCGAGAGUCGUGCGGUCAGUGUCAGUUCGCGGCGCUUAGCAAAAGUGCAGGCAGGUUUUCUCCUUUGCUUGUAAAGGGCUUUCUGAUGGAAGCAAUACUCUCAGGGGGCGUUAUCUUUCCACGGUUGCCACGGGCAACUGCAUCCGACUCUGCCUAAGGCAGGUAUUAACAUGGAUUCUGAAGUGCAACACAGCGCAGCGAGAUGAACACUGAUAGCGAGAAGACAACACAAGCGCUGACUAAUAACAGGGGCUUUAUUGCAACAAGACAAUAUAUAGCGGGUGCAGCCCGACGCAUGCGUUCAAUCGCCUUCUCGUCGAAUAAUAAAGAGUAACAGCAGUAUAGUGUAAUACUGAAAGAUAGUGACAAACUUUCGAUAAGAGGUUUGCGUGCGUACUACUGUGACACGUGUGAUAAGGAAAAGGUCGCUCAGGAUUGAAAACGCAUUAUAAAGAAACGUCGCGCAUGCCCAUCACCGGACCAACCGUCGAGCAGUGGGAGGCCCAGCUGACAAGCUCGAGCCCUGAAGACCGGCAUCGCCUGGUGAGCAGGGCCGAGCUAUCGGCUCAGGCCCACGGCAUCGUGCACUAGGGACGCCGCCCACCUCGGACGAUUUUACCGUCGGCUCAUUGCUACUAAUAAAGUUUAUUCCUCCUCCUCG
Molecule: messenger RNA, 6974 nt
Organism: Dermacentor andersoni
Lineage: Eukaryota; Metazoa; Arthropoda; Arachnida; Ixodida; Ixodidae
Product: complement C3-like
Cellular component (GO): extracellular region
Molecular function (GO): endopeptidase inhibitor activity; protein binding
Source: RefSeq, a predicted model, not a curated record